AUGGCCUCACCCGAGAUAUGGGCAACUCUCCUGACAGCUGUUGAUCCACUCAGCGUGAGAGCCAUGCCGGCAAUGCUGCAGUCCACUAUCGAUCUGUUGGAGACCGAGCUUGCCAGAGCCAGAGCAGCGCUGGAGGAGCUUCAGUCCCAGCCAGAACCGUGCUAUGCCACCCUCCAGGAUGAUGUUACCGGGGCCGCCAUGGCUGCGUAUAAAACCCACCUUCUCGAACGCGUAGCGGCCUCAAGCAGCAUCAGCCUACCGACAUUCACCUCAGAGCACCGCAGAAGAACAGCUCGGCUGAGGAGACGGCCGACGUCGUUUUGGGAUGUCAUUUCCAACUCGCUCGUCCUGGAUCAUCUUACUCCUUAUCUCUCGGUGGCAUCCCUCCUGUCUCUUGCCUCAACCUGUACAGCACUGCGUGCCCUUAUCAUGGACACCCCCUAUGUCUUCCGGUAUCUAGAUCUUACCAGCUGCAAGGGCGCCCAGCUCUCGUGGAUGCGCACCGUCGACAGAAACAUCAACACCGCUGCUGCCACCGCCGCUGAAGAGACGCCGGCAGACGAGCAGAUCUACUCCGCGCCCCUGCGGACAAUAUUUGACGACCUGGGACGCAGGUCGGUCCUUCAGGACGUCCGGACGCUGGUUCUGGACGGCCUCCCGGUAACGGCACAGCUGGUCUCGGAUAUCCUGUUGACCGACCGUUUCCGCGUCUCUCUCCUCUCCAUCCGGGGCUGCCUGCACCUGGACGAGCGCAAGCUGAGGCAGGCCAUCGACUGCGACUCCUGCGACUCCUGCAAGCGGCGCAAGCCCAUCAGACAACAGGAAGCUGCCGGUCUGCAACACAUCGACGCUUGGCCACCGAGAUUCGUCGAACCAUCGCCGACACCGUCAGCGUCAUCGCGCCCCGCAUCACUCUGA
Messenger RNA from Microsporum canis CBS 113480, 918 nucleotides. RefSeq lists its product as hypothetical. The transcript has 2 exons. The record is from RefSeq and is a predicted model, not a curated record. The coding region runs from base 1 to 918 and encodes 305 amino acids. NCBI's taxonomy places the organism in Eukaryota, Fungi, Ascomycota, Eurotiomycetes, Onygenales, Arthrodermataceae.